Messenger RNA from Hyposmocoma kahamanoa, 3008 nucleotides. It is a transcript of the gene Ranbp21, whose product is annotated as exportin-5. The record is from RefSeq and is a predicted model, not a curated record. The transcript has 17 exons. Gene Ontology annotation, cellular component: cytoplasm; RNA nuclear export complex; nucleus. The coding region runs from base 144 to 2903 and encodes 919 amino acids. Gene Ontology annotation, biological process: RNA export from nucleus; protein export from nucleus. NCBI's taxonomy places the organism in Eukaryota, Metazoa, Arthropoda, Insecta, Lepidoptera, Cosmopterigidae. Gene Ontology annotation, molecular function: nuclear export signal receptor activity; RNA binding; small GTPase binding.
AACUUAGGCAACUAAGGCCUCCUAUUAAUUGGUCUGUAGUUAUAUUAGUUGGCAAUGCUAUUGUUAUUCAGAAAUGAAAUAAAGGAUACAUAAUCCUAUGGAGACAGUUUUAUCGAGAAUAACAGGAGUAAGAGCGUGCCGUAAUGAACGUUGGAGCUAGUGGCGAAGUGGCCGGGGAGGUGGCCCUCAUAGCAGAGGAGUUGAGCAGAGCUGUGGAGCUCACUCUCAACUCCUGUGUUGCUCAUGAGGCCCGCAACCAGGCCUAUGAUGCUUGUGAGAGCUUCAAAGAGAACUCUCCAUGGUGUGCUCAAGCUGGCCUUUUGCUAGCUAGUAGCACUCAUUACUCGGCUGUGGUCAAACACUUUGGCUUGCAGCUUAUGGAACACACCGUUAAGUACAAGUGGACUCAGAUUACACAGGCUGAAAAGCUAUUUAUUAAGGAAAAUGCAAUGAAGCUAUUAUACAUGGGUGGUUGGGAAACUGCUCACCUGAAUGACGCCCUUGCCCGCGUCAUUGUAGAGAUGAUUAAACGCGAGUGGCCCCAACAGUGGCCCACAUUACUCGCUGAAUUGAGCGACGCUUGCUCUAGAGGCCAUAUGCAUACUCAGAUUGUGCUACAUGUCUUCCUGAGGCUUGUCGAGGAUGUUGCUACCUUGCAGAGACACUGCAUGAGUGCGGCGCCGCUGGUGACGUGGGCUUAUGUGGAGCAGUGGACGCGCGCUGCUCUCGAUAAAGUUGACACCUGCCCACCGCAUCUCGACCAACACCAUCCACUGCACGUCGAGUGGGAGGCACUCUCGCAGGUGCUGGACGUGGUGCUAUCGCGGCUGCUGCAGGCGGAGCCGCGGCCCAGCGUGCUGGAAGGGCUGAACCUGCUGCAGCGUUGUGUAACCGUGCAGCCACCGUCGCCGCUCAUACUCUCACUGCUGCUGUCCCUCAUCUCCGCGCUCUUCGUGUUCCUCAGCUGCGCGUACAGCCAGCUCGCGGGCCCUGGCGUAGGUGUGGCUGGUGCAGAUCUGCUGCCGCGCGUGUUGGACAAGAUCUUCGCGGCGCUGGUCUACGAAGGUGCGCCAGCGCACGACCGCCGCGCGCGCCAGGUUAAGAACGUGCGACGCCACGCUGCGGGGCUGCUCGUCAAGCUCGGCUCCAAGUACCCGCUGCUGCUGCUGCCCGUGUUCGGGCGCUUGCACGAGCUGAUCCGCACUGCGCUGGCGCGACCCGACCUCAGUGCCGUCGAAUCCGUCACGCUGCAGGAAGCGCUGCUGCUCGUCUCCAACCACUUCUGCUGCUUCGAGCGACAGAGUCAGCUCGUCGCACAGGUACUAGGGGACUGCAGCGACCGCUGGGCAGCGCUGAGCCCCCACGUGUCGACGGCGGCCGGCCUGGCACGGCUGGUGGGGCUGGACGCGGCACCGACGCCGCCCGACACGGAAGCACCCGACGACGACGCCGGCCGCGCCCGAAGGACGUUGCUCCACGCCCUGACGCUGCUUCUGGGUGUUGUUAAACGCACGCAGGUGCCCGCCGACCCUGACAAGGCGUCCCGCGGCGGGUUCAGCGCGGGCGUGACCCCGUCGGGCAACCCGAUCUGGCGCAACCCGUGCGGCGGGCACGUGCUGCCGCUGUUCCCCGCCGCGCUGGCGCUGGCGCGCGCGCUGCACGACCUGCACGCGCCCGAGAACGCCUCCCUGCGACACCCCCUGCACGCGCGCGCGCUGCUGCCGCCGGCCGCCGAGCGCCGCAACCUGCUGGGCCUGCGGGACGCCGACGCCGCGCCCACCACGUCGCAGGACAGGAUGCAGAACUUCCUGCACACGCUACAUGACAAUGUGUGCCAUUUAGUGGGCGCUGCUGCAACUACACUAGGACGCGAGUUGUACGCGGCCGCAGGUCUAGCCAGGUUCCUGGCGGGAUCACUUCUCCAUGGACUGGAGCACCUGCCCGACCAUUGGCUGCGGCCCGUGGUCCGCGCGGCGCUCAAACCGCUGCUGCUGCAUUGCCCGCCCGCGCACUACCACACAGUUGCUUUGCCCAUCGCGCAGCAUAUGCACGCGUUCAUGUUAAUACAUCUAUCGCAGCGGUGGGACUACAUCACGUCACUAUACGAAUCCGGCAAACUGGAAGAAGAGGGUGGAAGUGAGUCGCAGGAGGUUCUAGAAGACAUACUUGUCAGAAACCUUAGUAGGGAAUAUUUAGAUGUGCUCAAGAUAACUUUAGUAGAAGGGGGACUGACAGUAGAAACUCCGGUGGGAGACAUGGAAGAAGACCCUCCGGCAACGGCAACCGUACAGCGUGCGCCUGAGCAGGUGUCCGAGCUCGGGGCCUUAAUUCUGGCACACCCGAUUGCCGGGCCGGCGGCGUUGCAUCUCAUCCUGCGCGCGCUGACGUGGAACGACUCGACGGUGUCGCUGCGCGCGUGCCUCGUGGCGCUGCCGGCGCUGCGCUCGGCGCUGGAGGCGGGGCGCGUGGGCGCGGCCGAGGCCAGCGGCGCCUUGGCCGCCGUGCUGCAGGCGCUGAGGACGCACGGCCAGCACGAGGCCAACCAGGCCGCGCUGCUCGCCUUGGCCGUGCAGACAUACGAGGCGCUGAGGCCUCGGUUCCCGGGCAUCGUGUCCGUGCUGCGCGCCAUCCCGGACGUGGACGCCCACGACCUGCAUCGCCUCGACGAGAAGCUCUCCGCCACCCCUGCCAAGCCAUCCAAGAUCGACAAAAGUAAAAGAGAUCUCUUUAAGAAGAUCACCUCGAGGUUAAUCGGUCGAAACGUCGGACAGCUAUUUAAGAAAGAAGUGUACAUUCUAGAUCUGCCUACCAUGCAUACAGCUAAAGAGAAGCCCCGAAGCGCCGUAGACACGCCAGAGGGCGCGGGCCUAGAAAACCUUUUCACGGCACACGCGCCCACGUAGUCUAAUUAAUGAAAUAAAAUACCACUAGCCAUAUCUACUCGCAAUGUUGAACAUUCUACUGUGAAUAACCAUUUAUAUGUUAUUUAAUUAUAUUAUUGAACUGUA